This is a messenger RNA of Olea europaea var. sylvestris, 744 nucleotides long. RefSeq names its product pathogen-related protein-like. The record is from RefSeq and is a predicted model, not a curated record. The transcript is spliced from 3 exons. The coding region runs from base 65 to 586 and encodes 173 amino acids. NCBI's taxonomy places the organism in Eukaryota, Viridiplantae, Streptophyta, Magnoliopsida, Lamiales, Oleaceae.
GUUAUAGACAUGGCCUGCGGGUUCACUUGAAGAAAAGGUGCAGAACCUUGUGAAAACUUGGGAAAUGGAGAUGUUCCACAAAGUCAACUUUGCCGACUAUAAAACAGUGGAUCCAAUCAAGUAUAGGUUCAGUCUAAACGGAAGGAAAGGAGUCACCCUGGAAGAGAAGAGGAAGCUUGGAGGAGGUUACAAUUCCCUCCUUCAAACAUCCCUGCCACAGAAGUUCCGAGGAUACAACCCGGCUGAGGAAACUGUGGACUCAUCCCACCGUGCUUUUACCACAGCGUUUCCUCGUGGAUUUGCGCUGGAGAUUCUGCAGGUCUACUCGGGGCCACCAGCGAUUGUAUACAAGUUCAGGCAUUGGGGUUUCAUGGAGGGUCCUUUCAAAGGACAUGCACCAACAGGAGAAAUGGUUGAGUUAUUUGGCAUGUCCAUUUUUGAGUUGGAUGAACAAUCGAAGAUUGUUAAGGUUGAGUUCUUUUAUGACCGUGGAGAAUUGCUCGGUGGUCUUAUGAAGGGGAACCCCUCUGAAAUUUCUACCAAUGACACAUCUUCAACCUGCCCUUUCUUGAAAAGCACCGGGUAGAAUUGUGUUUCAAGCUUAGAAACACAAGCAAAUGAGUUCCAUGUUGAAUGUGUAAUUUAUAUAAUCCUGAUACAUAAACAAUAACAACAAAUUAAAUCUUAUUCUCAAUAAAUUUCAGGAUAUUUAAUAAAAUCUGUGUUCUUUUUUCACAACAUCAA